AGCGAGCACUCUGAAUUGUGAGUGGCUUACGACACUCAGUGAACAGAAGGUGCUUCUGCAUGCACUGUCAGUGGACUGGUCUGCUGCAAGGGACUGCGCGCUCCUUUGCUUCCCACAUUUACCGCCCCUGCCUGCCUACCAGCACCAGCCUUCAGCAGCCUCUUCCAGCUGGCUGAGAAAAUACCCGGAGAGCGAGGGAGUGAAAGAGACCUGCGAGCCACGGGGGGAUGCGAGAGGCUUCUUAACCGAGAUGAGCCACUGAGAUGACAAGGAAUAUUGUUACACAAGAAAACAGUGAACAGGCUUCACCUCUUUAAAUCCGUUUUUUUUUUUUUUUUUUUUUUCCUCUUCCUCCGUCUUGCACCCGUCACUGAAAGCAUGAUUACCCGCUUGAAUGGAUUUAAACCUUACAUGUCAGUGAUUGCUUGCAGAGAUGGACGGUAAUAUGCGUUGACAGAUCUGCCGAAACUUAAGCAGGAAGGGGAGGAGAAAAGAGCAAGACAGAUAUUUAAAAAGAUUUUUUUUUUUUUCCUUGGUCCUUUUUUUUUUUUUUUUCCUUUCUCUGGUUGUCUCUUCUCCCCUCUGAUCAUUGCAGCAGAGGACUGCGGAGGAGCAAAAGAGACAGAGCUCAUGCAUGCAGACAGGGGAACUUGCACUUCCUACCAUCUCGCUGAAAGCUACUUGGAUUCCUUCUCUUUCUGGCUCUUUCACUUGAGGAGAACUAAGACAUUGUAAGCCUGCCAAGGAUCUGGUGUCCACUGAAAAGAGAGAAGGGAGGGGGGGGGAUUUGUACCACAGUAGGGUCUUUUUUAGAUUCGCACAUAAUUAGUGUUGGGGCACAAAGCGAGACGCUGAAUGGAGAUUGUCAGCUUUUGGAUAGGGGUGAGUAGGAAUCUUUUCAAAUAAGAUCGAUCAAUGAGGACAGCUUUAUUAUAAUUUUCUUUUUUCAUCCCCUCUUCUCUCCACCCACUGCUUGAUAUACAAGAUCAUAAAAGAGACUUGUCCCUCAUCCUUAGCAUUUUCGAGAAGGAUUUCUUUGCAUUAAAUAAAUAAAAGGCACAUACAAUAUCACUGCCUACGGCUAAAAUACAAAAUACAACUAAUCAUAGCAAAAUUAUUCAAAAUGAUGUGAUAAAUAUGAUAUGAUAGGUGCAAAACCAAUAUCCAGAGUGGUUCAAUGGACAUUUUCUCAGUGACAUCCCUGGAUAUUUAUGCUAAUGGAUUUCCUUCUAAUUGGACUGUACUUAAAGUGGCCACUGAAGAAGCCCCCUGGGUUGAUAUUGUGUUCAUUGGGCAUUUUUCUGAGAACAGUUCCCUUGGCGGAGGGGGUUUGUCCAAGGCUGUGCCGCUGCGACAGCAAGCUGCUGUACUGCGAGGGGCUCAACCUCACAGACAUUCCCCGCAAUCUGAGCAGUGCCAUGGGCCUGUCCAUGAGAGAGAACAACUUGACCGAGCUGCGUGAGGGCCAACUGGCUGGUCUGUCGCAGCUCACCUGGCUAUACCUAGAUCACAACAACAUUGACAUUGUAGAGGAAGGUGCGUUUGACAGGCUAAGACGGGUCAAGGAGUUAGACCUGAGCAGCAACCGGAUCGAGAGUCUGCCAAAUGGUACCUUUAGGCCCCUCCCAAACCUGCGCAUCCUGGACCUCUCAUACAACAGGCUGCAGGCACUAGAGCCUGACCUGUUCCACGGCCUUAGAAAGCUCACCAAUUUGCAUUUGCGCUAUAAUGCUCUCAAAUUUGUGCCAGUGCGAAUUUUUCAAGACUGCCGGAGCAUGCAGUUUCUGGACUUGGGAUACAACCAACUGCAGAGCCUGGCACGAAACUCAUUUGCUGGCCUCUUCAAGUUGUCUGAGUUGCAUCUUGAGCACAAUGAACUGGUGAAAGUCAACCUAGCCCACUUUCCACGCCUCAUCUCUUUACGUACAUUGUACAUGCACAAUAAUCGUGCCACUAUUGUUGUCAAUACCCUGGAAUGGACAUGGCAUUAUUUAGAGAAGAUUGAUCUCUCAUCCAAUGAAAUCGAGUACAUUGAGCCUCAUGUUUUUGAGAGUGCUCCCAGCCUCAAAGUGUUGAUGCUAGACUCUAAUCGGCUGACCUCGGUGGACCAGCGCAUCCUGGAUUCGUGGUCAUCUCUGGACAGCAUAACCCUGGCAGGGAAUGAGUGGGAGUGCAGUCGCAACGUGUGUGCCUUGGCCUCUUGGCUGAGCGCCUUCCGAGGCCAGCGUGACAAUUCCCUGCUGUGUUCAAGCCCCGACACCGCACAGGGUGAGGACGUGUUGGAUGCUGUCUAUGCUUUUCAGCUAUGUGAGGACCCGCCACUGGAGGUGACAACAGCAGGCCUGUAUGCCUCUACAAGGGAUCUGGCCCAGGGUGGCUCUGUGUUCCUAGGCCCGUUUACACCCAACCCUUAUGAGGGGGAGGGCAGUGAAGUGGUCACCAGCUCUUUCACUGUCACGGUGAGCCAUGAUGAUCUGGAAAGCACCAUGCAGAUCCACAAGGUGGUGACUGGCACCAUGGCGCUCAUCUUUUCCUUUCUCAUCAUAGUGCUCAUGCUGUACGUGGCAUGGAAGUGCUUUCCAGCUGGAAUACGACAACUGAGGCAGUGCUUCAGCAGCCAGCGUCGUAAGCAGAAGCAAAAGCAAAGCAUGCAGCAGAUGGCUGCAAUUUCUACACCGGAGUACUAUGUUGACUAUAAACCCAACCACAUCGAGGGAGCUUUGGUAAUCAUUAAUGAAUAUGGCUCUUGCACUUGUCAACAGCAACCUUCUCGGGAAUGUGAGGUGUGAUCCUGCUUUGUGACGACGUCUUUACAUGUGAUUAUGUGGAUAUACAGUAAAUCCCCUUUUUGGAUACACAUAUUGUUGGACACGAGGAAUAAAAAAAUAUAUUUUAGACACUUACUACACAGCGUCUCACUGUGAUGUUGAAGGAGAGUGCUUUAUGCAGCUGACUAUAUUGUGGUGGAUCUACUGCUACUGCUGUCUACUGCUGAUUCGAAGCCACAGGGCAUAAUGGGCACCUGACUCUUAGACCUGUUGAUGUUCUACAGAAACACAGGGAGGAAUACAUUAUGGGCACUGAGGCUUUUCUCUCAUGGAUGGAUAUAUGAGCUUUAAUGUGUCUUUCUACUUCAGGACUUUUAAUUAUUGUUUAAAGAUAAACUGGGGACACACAAAAACAACAAAACAGAAAAAAAAGGUGAACCAUUUGUAUUAUGGUAAACACAAUAUUUGACAAGCAUUUAAAAUAUUAAAAAAAAACAUGUUUAAGUUGGGUUGAAAAUGUAAAGAUAGUCUGUGUAAAAUAUGUUAAAAGAAGAAGUGCAAGUGUGGACAAAAAUGACACAAGAUAAUCUAUUUCUUUUGUAAACUACAAAAAAAUGUUUAAAUAAAUGAAUUGCUAUUCACAGUAAACUCAUUUGUAUGUCAGAAGCCUGUCAGAGAGGAUGGAUGACAAUAGACGCAGUCUUUGUGCCCGUGGACUGGAGAGCAAUGUCUCUGCAGUGUAUUGAACCAAAAAAAAGAAAGAAAAAAAAAAGAGAUAAAAAAAAUAAGAAAAACAGAAAUAAGAGGCAGAGGGAUAUCUGCAUCUCAUCUCAAAUGUAAAAUCUAUGGUCUGAAUUUUAGAUCUCUGUUUUAGCUCUCAUAUUUGUUCACUCACUGUGUUGCCUCGCUAUCAGUGUAGUUUUUUUUCCCCCCCAUUUCCCAUUGCUUAUCUGUGAACAGGUUACAAUGAUCUACAUUUUAAUCAGUUAGCAUAAUUUCAUAUUAAUAUAUCACUAUUUGUGUACCAUCUAAGUAAAGAAAGCAGAGUGUCAAAGAUCUAAAGCUAUGCCUCUCAUUGCUUCUAACUCUUUGGGUUUCACAGGAGUAAUGCAUCUUUUCACUGAAUUAAGCACACUAAUGACAACAAUCAUUCAACCCAUGCAUAUGUAAACCAAGAUACAAUUUCAAAUAGUCUCGGAAUGAUGACAGAAAUUAUCCACCAGCUUAAAAGAACGAUUUCUUCACUGUGUUUUCAUGUGAUGUACAAUGUUUGUUGAAUACAACACCAUUUUGAGGUGUAAAUAUAUCCUUCUUCCUCUGGUGUUCAUUGUGUAAAUUAGUGCACUGACAGAUGAUGUGUUUCUUGGGUGCUUUGACAUGAACAGUAUGUUGUGUGAGAGGGGCGCAAGGAAAGGGAGAUGGAGGAGCCCAACGACUGCAGAAAGAAGGAACAGACUGCUCUCUAGUGUGCAUACUCUCAUACUGUGGCUGCAUUUUACCUACUGUGCACCAUAUUCUGCGUACCUUCUCAGCGGGACAAACUGCAAUAGAGUGAAUUUGCAGCAGCAAAUACAAUGCAUCAAUUUGCAUCAUUUUUGUGUUAUUUUGCGAUAAAUUAAGAUAAUGUUUACAACUUGUAAGUCAGCGGGAAUAAAAAUGUUUUAAGAAAUCACU
Molecule: messenger RNA, 4442 nt
Organism: Sphaeramia orbicularis (orbiculate cardinalfish)
Lineage: Eukaryota; Metazoa; Chordata; Actinopteri; Kurtiformes; Apogonidae
Gene: lrrtm1
Product: leucine rich repeat transmembrane neuronal 1
Exons: 1
Coding region: 1212-2789 (525 amino acids)
Molecular function (GO): protein binding
Source: RefSeq, a predicted model, not a curated record